AGAGAGAGAGUCAUAUGACAGGCAGGAGGGGUGUGCUCACUAUCUAAACACUUUCCUCUACGUCUACAAUGAGCUUUCUAAGACACCACCGAGUACUUUUUACCUGAGGAUUGUAUCGCCUCGUGACCUCGCGACAACUUCAAUGCCUGAGAGAAAGAGUUUGCAAACAAAAUGAUCGAAUCUUGUGAUGAAUCACAUGUAGAAGGGAAAUGUAAACCCCAUCUUGACAGUAAUGGACCCGGUGGGAAGUUUAAGGGAAUGAAGUGCACCGUCUCUGCGGGGAAUAACGGCAUCUGUCGGUCCGUCGCACCUGUGAGCUCACCUGAGUCUGCCUGCGCGCGCAUCUCGCUGCCGGGAGUGAUGGACGCAGAGGGGCGAGUGGACGAAUCCAGGCUCAGGAUGCAUACAUUUAAAAACGGUGGUGUGUCACCUGAUGAACGCGGUCUGGUAUGGCGUUUUCUGUUUGGCAUGUACCCCUGUAGCUCUACGACUCUGGAGCGCCCCCUGCUGCUGGAGCAGAUGACGGUGCGCUAUCAGGUCAUGAAGAGGAAGUGGCAACAGCUGCUUCCUGGAGCCGUUCGUCUGCGUCUUAAUGGCACUGAUGCUGAACUGUUGACAGCAGUGAAGUUUUUCGACCAAAGGCAGGACAGAGAGCAGAAAAAACAGCAGUAUGAGUCAGAAGAGGCCAGAGAGAAGAUGUCCUUUCUGCAGCUGCAGGCUCAGGUGCUAUUUGAACGGGUAACCUUUGACCUGGAAGAGCUUCAGGAGGCCAUACGCAUCAUUGACAAAGAUGUUCCCCGAACCGAUCGAGAUCUUCCAUACUACCGGAAUGAAGGUUUGGGUAACCUGCUUGUCUUGAGAGAUAUCCUAAUCACAUAUGCUGCUUUUCACCCAGAAGUAAGCUACGCUCAGGGUAUGAAUGAUUUGUGCAGUCGCUUUCUGGAGGUACUGCACUCAGAAGUGGACACCUACUGGAGCUUCUCCUGCUACAUGGAGAAGUUUUCCAAAGACUUCUGCGCUGAUGGACUGUAUCGCAAAAUGGAGUUGGAAGCUGCUUUACUGAAAGAGCUGGAUCCUCAGCUACACUCUCAUCUGGUCACAGACAACAUGGAAAAAAUCACUUUUUGUCACAGGUGGCUUCUGCUGGCUUUCCAGCGGGAGUUUGAGCACAGCGAUGCCCUGCGUCUGUUUGAGAUUCUCAGCUGUGAUCACCUGGAGCUCAUCUCACAGCAGGUGGAUCGGGCUCGAUAUCAGGAGAGACUGGCACGCAAAUACAGCCUGGAGGAUGAACCUGUGACGGACCUCCAGGCCAUAAACACAGACUUCACUUUUGAACUCUUCAUGUGCGCCACCAUCCUUCUGGAGAACAGAGAAGCUUUACUCAGCUGCAGGAACGAGGUUCAGCUCAUACAGUUUACCAGCAGUCUGCAGGGCAAGAUGGACCUGAACAGCACCCUGAAAAAAACUGAGGAACAUUUUUACAACUACUGCAAACGCUCGGCCUGGGACUAUUUGAGCAGUCGCUGUCGCAUCCGCAAGAGCAAAGAGGACCACUUUUUAUAUCAACUCCGUAACCUUUUCUCCUGAGACUGGAAGGCCUGCAUAGAAUUUUACAGAAAUCGGUUUUGUUGACAGAAACUGUUAACAGGAUGUUCCAGCUGGACUUUCAUUUUAUUCUAAAGAAUGAUGCUGCUUUUAACCAGGACUUUGUACAGGAACCAGAUGGACUCCUUCCAGAGAGUUCCUUAGUAUUUGAUCUUAAUUUAUAAAGCUUCUAUUAUAGUGCCAGAAUUUAUGUGAGAACAGCUCAAAAAGCUUAUUUAAUCAGUCUAAGAUAAUCAAAUAAGAAUUUUAUGUAUUUUACCCUGACUGUGCUUGAAAACGCAAGGAGUAUUUGGGAAUUUACAGAUAUCCGAUAGUACUGAAGACUUGAUUAAAGGAAUAGUUCACCCAAAAAUGGACAUUUAAAGUGUACUCACCCUCAGGCAUUCAAGAUGUAGAUCAGAUUGUUUCUGCACCACAACAGAUUUGGGGAAAUGUAACAUUACACUUGCUCACCAACGGAUCCUCUGCAGUGAAUGGGUGCCGUCAGAAUGAGAGUCCAAACUGCUGAUAAAACCAUUGCAACAAUCCACACACUCCACUCAAUCAUUUAGUGAAGUGAAAACUGUGUGUUUGUAAGAAACAGACCUAUAAUUAAGGCAUUUCAACUUUAAACCACUCCAAAUUUCUCAAUUUCUCCAAAUCUAUUCCCACAGACACAAACAUCAUGGAUUGCAAGAGGACGAGUACAUUUUCAGCUAAUUUAAGCAAAUUUACUACAGAGAUGCUAUAAGGUGAAGGAUGCAAUGUCAAAAUUCAGGAUUUUUAUAGUGCGCUACAGCUGAGAAAACAGAAAGCCGAAAUCCUUACUGCUGAUCUAAGCGAGAUAUAUGACUUGUAAGUAUUAUUCAGUCUCAGAAACAUCUGGUGCCUGCGUAUUGGUCACAUUAGAGCACAAUAUAAUAAUAGAAACACAGUCUCAGUUCUGAGAAGGUCUAGAAGACCCGCUGUGGUGUUGUCUUACCAAUCGUAGAGUGCUCAAGUACGUACUGAACAGAAAUAGCACAUUGAACCAGGAGACCUUUCACUUUGAGACCACACUGCAUUAUUUAAGAGGCACAUAUAUAUAUAUAUGAGUAUGGACUAUUGCACAUUUGGUUAUUGUUUAUUAAAAACUGACACAGUAUCACACAGUUAGUGAGGGUGUGCUGUUCAAGUUGUUUUUUAAUAUGCAAUGACUGAUCAACAUUUUUGGGGAAU
Molecule: messenger RNA, 2802 nt
Organism: Carassius auratus (goldfish)
Lineage: Eukaryota; Metazoa; Chordata; Actinopteri; Cypriniformes; Cyprinidae
Product: TBC1 domain family member 15
Exons: 10
Coding region: 172-1587 (471 amino acids)
Biological process (GO): activation of GTPase activity
Molecular function (GO): GTPase activator activity
Source: RefSeq, a predicted model, not a curated record